AACACGUUUAGGUCCCUUUAUAUUCAUAUCAUCAGAUUCUGUAAGAUUCAAGAAGUUAAAGAGAGAAAAAUGGCGAAUUUUGUAUUGCAACUUCCAAAUAACCUGCGUUUGCGGAGCUUCACUGUCUCAUCCUCCUCUAAUGGGUCAACUCCUGGUGUGCCUCAAUCAGCGGGGCCAGUGAUUCUUGAACUUCCCCUUGAUAAGAUCCGAAGGCCACUCAUGCGUACCAGAGCUAAUGACCAGCAAAAAGUGAUGGAACUGAUGGAUAGUAUUAAGGAAAUCGGGCUUCAAGUACCUAUUGAUGUGCUUGAGGUGGAUGGAGUUUACUACGGGUUUUCUGGUUGUCAUCGCUAUGAAGCUCAUCAGCGGCUUGGCCUUCCAACUAUUCGUUGCAAGAUUCGUCGUGGAACAAAAGAAACCUUGAGGCACCAUCUUCGAUAAGGUCAUGCUGAAUUACUCUAAAUGGGAGAAACGUGAUAAUAGCUCGUCUUCCAGUACUGUUGAUGUAUAUCUAAUGUAUAUGCAUAAAAUAUUUGCCAGUGUUUGAGGUAUUCAGUACCUAAAGUUGGAGUUUGUACACCAGAGACUUGGUUGAUGAUGCAAAAGAAGAUGAUGAGUUUGUGCGUUGUUAUACAAAUCCCAGGCUAUAUUACACCAGUAACCCAAAGCAACGUUGCACAACUGUUGUUUAGCUUUCCCCGGAAGGGAUUUUCAUCUUCUUUUUGUCGGUUUCUCGUUCUUCCCCUCUGCUAUGGACUACUGUUUGGUAAAAAUGCACCCUUAUGUUUCUCUCA
Messenger RNA from Nicotiana attenuata, 794 nucleotides. Its product is annotated as sulfiredoxin, chloroplastic/mitochondrial. Bases 70 to 441 code for a protein of 123 amino acids. Gene Ontology annotation, biological process: cellular response to oxidative stress. Gene Ontology annotation, molecular function: sulfiredoxin activity. Gene Ontology annotation, cellular component: cytoplasm. The record is from RefSeq and is a predicted model, not a curated record. The transcript is spliced from 5 exons. NCBI's taxonomy places the organism in Eukaryota, Viridiplantae, Streptophyta, Magnoliopsida, Solanales, Solanaceae.